Microsporum canis CBS 113480 is the source of this 888-nucleotide messenger RNA. RefSeq lists its product as hypothetical. Bases 1 to 888 code for a protein of 295 amino acids. NCBI's taxonomy places the organism in Eukaryota, Fungi, Ascomycota, Eurotiomycetes, Onygenales, Arthrodermataceae. The transcript has 2 exons. The record is from RefSeq and is a predicted model, not a curated record.
AUGUCUUCUCAAGACACCAAAGCUAAGCCAGAUAACCAGACCAACCUGGACAUGGAAGUGGAUGCCCUUGUUUGCCAGUAUCAAGGCAUCAAGACACCUAGCACAAUCAUUCACUUGUCAAAGACACCUGGCUACAGAGAGCUCUUUAACCAUGUGUUCGAACAUCACAUCUGCCUGAUCGGAUCGCGCUCUCAGGACCUCGAGGAUGCCCGUAUCACGGUAUACGACAAGGCACUGCUGAUUCUCACCAAUAACGGCAGCAGCCUAUCUCACUUUGGGGCUAUUGAGCUGUUCAAGGACGAGGUUUUGGGUAUCAGGAAAGAGAGUGAUAUGGGGAAGCUGGACGCGUUGUUUAGCAAGAAUAUUGCUUUACGCGCUAUCCUUGGCCAUGUGACUGGGUGGAGGAAGGAUGCUCGGUUUGAGAUCAUGGCCUCGGGUGCGGAGAGCAAAGAGACUGCUCAGCAGAAAGCCGCAUCUGAUCCCUUGACACCCCCGUCUGGUGCUUCGAGGAGAGAACUAGACGACCGGCUUACGAGCAUGUUGAAAACGUUCGCCACGGCUCAGUUCGAGCACAACUCCCUUUCCGGGAUCAAGAACCAUGCAAAGUACAGAGCUGCUCUCUUUCUGAGUGACAGCGCGGAGAAUUUGCUUGGACACCUCCGUGAUCAUGAUCCAACGCACUACAUGGUUCCCGUCCUGAAACAAACAUUCGACAUGGCUCAACGCGAGAUCGUGGAGAUGGAUGGAGCGAAAAAGCGGUCAUUUGAUAUGUAUGACAAGGAGCCUCUAGACCGCCCACACAGCCGUCGUCGGCCUUCGACUCCUGCAGCCAAAGGAUCAGGUUCACGCCGUCGUCGACGUGGACAGGCGGAUUGCUACAGGCCAUAA